AUGGCUGCGCCGGUUGAGCCCGCGAUGAGGAAGAAGGUGUUGAGAGUGGUAUUCAUAUCUCUGCUGCUAGAUCUGAUAUCAUUUACCUUCAUCCUCCCGCUCUUUCCCUCCCUUCUCGAAUUCUACCGCUCGAAAGAAGCACCCCUCGAAGCCUCCUCCUCGACCACAUCCCCCUCCAUCCUCAACUAUAUCCUCACCUACCUCAAUGCCUAUAAAGCAUCCUUCUCGAGACCCAUCGAUUCCAGAUAUGACAUCGUACUACUCGGUGGAGCAUUGGGUAGUUUAUUCUCUCUCCUCCAAGCCCUGGCCUCCCCCGUAAUAGGCACACUCUCCGAUCGCUAUGGCCGUCGAACAGCCCUCCUCUUCAGCAUGGCGGGCAACAUUCUCAGCGUCCUCCUCUGGGUCUGCGCCACGGAUUUCCGAACCUUCCUGCUCUCCCGCGUCGUAGGUGGCCUCUCGGAAGGCAAUGUGCAACUCGCCAUCGCCAUCGCGACGGAUAUCUCAGAUGAGAAGCAGAGAGGGGCUACGAUGGCAUUGGUGGGUAUCUGCUUUAGCAUAAGCUUCACGUUUGGGCCGGCAUUGGGGGCGUGGUUGAGCACCAUCAGCUCGGUCAAAGCGAACCCUUUUGCAACCGCGGCGGGAUUCUCAUUGUUCUUGAUUGUAACAGAGACAUUGUAUCUUUAUUUCUGUCUCCCGGAGACAUUACCUAGCAAAGUCGCUACAGCAAAGCUCAACGGCCAUACCACGAACAGUACCGUCAAGCCCACUCUCCAAGCCGGCUCUAAACCCGCAGCUUCCAAAUCACUCAGCACAAGCAAGCCAUUCCUCCGAACAAACUCGCACUUCCUCCUCAACCUCACCCACCUAACCUUCAUCCUCUUCUUCUCCGGCAUGGAGUUCUCGCUCCCCUUCAUGACCUUUGACCUCUUCGGCUACACCGCCGCGCGCAACGGCCGCUUACUAGGCUACAUGGGCCUUGUAGCAUCUCUCCUCCAAGGCGGCUUCACCAGACGCCUCCCCCCACUGGUAUCAGUACGCAUAGGCGUGGUCUCCUGUCUGCUCGCGCUCCUCCUCCUCGCGCGCAUCACCACCGUGGGCGGUCUCUACGCCGCGACGACCCUCCUAGCCAUCACGAGCGCUACCGUCGUCACGGGCUUAAACGCCCUAAGUAGCUUCGAGGCCGGCGAGGAUGAGCGCGGUGGAAAGCUGGGGAAUCUAAGGAGCUGGGGACAGCUUGGACGAGGCGUGGGGCCGUUAUUGUUCACGAGUGUGUAUUGGUGGGCUGGCAGGGAGGUCGCUUAUACUAUUGGGGGAAUGGGUGUUUUGGCCGUGAGCAUGAUUGUAUUUUUUGGGUUGGAGACACCGAGGAAGCAGAUUGCUGAUAAGAGUUCUGAAAAGGUGAGGGGAUUGUAA
Venustampulla echinocandica is the source of this 1413-nucleotide messenger RNA. RefSeq lists its product as uncharacterized. Gene Ontology annotation, molecular function: transmembrane transporter activity. Gene Ontology annotation, cellular component: brush border membrane. Bases 1 to 1413 code for a protein of 470 amino acids. Lineage: Eukaryota; Fungi; Ascomycota; Leotiomycetes; Helotiales; Pleuroascaceae. The transcript has 3 exons. Gene Ontology annotation, biological process: transmembrane transport. The record is from RefSeq and is a predicted model, not a curated record.